GGAGUCUCACAGUUUCCAUGCAACACAAACGAUCAGGAUGGGGUCUCGGCGGCUUCAAAGAUGUUAAUUUAACAUCUGAAGACAGGAAAUUAAGAUUUAAAACAUGUAAUCAUUCUAGAUAAAACAGGCCUAUACUUUAAGAUCAUAAUGAGGACUUCCCACGUGAGAGAACACUGGAUACGCUUCUUGUUCGCCUGCUAUGUGUUAGGGUACCGUCUGUCUUUAGCCCAGACACCAGAGCAGACCAAACAGAUGAAUGGCAUUGUGGGAGGAUCUGUCACAUUUCCAGCUCCAGUGUUGAAAACUGGCACCCUGUCAAAUAAGGAUCAAGGAGCUGCAGCCAUGGUGAUGAAAGGCAGCAGUGACACAGAGCUUAUAAAGCAGUUCACUGGCAGACUGCAGUGGGACAACCAGACUGGACUCUUCACCAUCACACAUCUGAGGACAGAGGACUCUGGGACAUAUAUUGUGAACUGUAAAGAAGAACAGAGUAAACUCACAUUUACGUUCCAGCUUGAAGUCUACAAGAAUGUGUCCUCACCCACAGUGACAUGGAUACAAUCAGAGAGAAAGAACUGCUCAGUGCUGUGCUUUGUGGAGAAUGGAAGAGAGGUCACUCUAUCCUGGCUGAGAGAUGGGGAGAAUCUGUUCCACACCAGCAGCCCUGAUACCAACACCUCUUUGUCUCUCCUUCUGGAGUUAGAGAGAGAGGGACACACCUACUACUGUGAGACAAAGAAUCCUGUCAGCUCACAGCUCUACCGGCUAGACGUACCAUCUAGCUGCACUGAGGAUUCAGAUAAGAAAUUGCCUGUGCCUGAUAGGGAUUACAAAAUCCCCCUAGUCGUGACAAUGUGCUUAGUGCUUUGUAUACUUGUGGUGGGAUUUUUCUUGUUUUUGAAGAGAAGAAAAAAACAUUUUGCACAAGAUACGGACACUUCAAGACAGAGGGCAUCUGUUCAUUAUGCAGAGUUGAGUCAUGGUAGUAACCAGAGUAACCAGGCAGAGACUCAGCAGAACAUCAAACUGACCACUGUGUAUGAUGAGCUCCAGCUGUGCAGAGUCUCUGCUGCUGCUGAACAGUGCUGACAGAGUGGAGUGUUCUCAGUUGGAAUGUUUGUGUUGGUGCAGGUCUCUAUUUGUCCUCACGCCCUAGGAAGGAUACACCGCUUCACAGGAAUAGCGCUGUUCAGAAUGGCGGCAUAUCCAACUACAUCGCUGGCUCUCAGUGAGACACUCCCCGUGGUGUGGAAUUUAAACCUGAUUCUGCCAUCGCCUGGAAUUGCACAUAAUUGGCCAUGGAAAUGUCCAGAGAAGGAAGCUGUACCCUUUCCUGAGAGGGCAUGGAAAUUAUUUGAAAGGACAGCGUUUGCACUUAGGAUUUCACUGCAAUGUAUUUAAAACAUCAUUUUUAUAUUAAAAUAUAUUUCGAAGAAUGAGAGCUGUGAUGUGACUUCCGGUGACAUGCAAUGAAGGUGUAUGUAAAUCAUCUUAAUAACUAGUCUCUUGAGUAGAAUGGACAUUAUGCUACUUAUCCCAAUUGACUGGUGUUCAGGAUAAAUUAACCUUACAUUUCAUACUGAGCUGCACAAUUUUUUGUUUGUGGAUUUGGUGUUGUUUUUCUUUUAUUGUUAUUAUCCAUCCAUCCAUUAUCUAUACCCGCUUAUCCUUGGCAGAGUCACAGGGGGUGGUGCACAGGGCGAGAGGCAAGAAUACACCCUGGACAGGCCACCAAUCUAUUGCAGGGCAGACACUCCAUUCACAUACUUAUGGGCGAUUUAGUGUCUACCUGCAUGUCUCUAAUUUGAGACUACCUGCAUGUCUUUGGACUGUGGGAGGAAACCAAAGUACCUGGUGGAAACCCACGUGGACACGGGAGGAACAUCCAAACUCCACACAGAAAGGCCCAAGCCGAGAUUCAAACCAAUGAUCUUCCUACUGUGAGGUGACCAUGCAUUAUUAUUAUUAUUAUUAUUAUUAUUAUUAUUAUUAUUAUUAUUAUUAUUACAUACCCGACAGUAGCUACAGUUUAGUUUAGUCUUAGCUGAAAUUAAGGUGAAUCUGUCUGUUUCUAUUUGUCUUCUCUGUUAGCCGUGUAAUUACAUUAAUUGGUUCAUCGUCAAUAGCUACAUAGUAGAACCCAGACGUGUGGUCUCUCUUUUCUUUGGGUGAACUCUUCAACUUGAACUCCUACUAACUCCUUCAAUCUUAAAAUAGUUAAUAGGUAGUCAGUAAAUAACCCACUAUUAGCUUCUUGUAUUGCUCAUAAGGUGAUGUUAUGCUUCCCUCUUUAGCACUGCUUGGAGUGAUAUUCACUGGUAGCCAAAUUAGAUUAUUCAGCCACACAUAAUGCAACCAACACGCUAAACUUGUCUCUCCUUUGUUCAGACAAAGGACACACAUGUACGCACACAUGAACAUGCAUACACACACGCAUACAAACUCCCAUACCUUCUCCUACAGUAGGUACUUUAUCAAAGACUGGUUGCUUGGAUGUUAUUGGCAGAAAAAGACCAGCUAUUGCAAUGCUCCAAGAAUUCUUUUCUUCCGCCAAUAAUAAAAGGUGUUUCUCCGCU
Molecule: messenger RNA, 2576 nt
Organism: Anguilla anguilla (European eel)
Lineage: Eukaryota; Metazoa; Chordata; Actinopteri; Anguilliformes; Anguillidae
Product: SLAM family member 5-like
Exons: 6
Coding region: 148-1089 (313 amino acids)
Source: RefSeq, a predicted model, not a curated record